Cydia fagiglandana is the source of this 1754-nucleotide messenger RNA. RefSeq lists its product as uncharacterized. Gene Ontology annotation, biological process: chromosome segregation. Lineage: Eukaryota; Metazoa; Arthropoda; Insecta; Lepidoptera; Tortricidae. Gene Ontology annotation, cellular component: Ndc80 complex. The record is from RefSeq and is a predicted model, not a curated record. Bases 63 to 704 code for a protein of 213 amino acids. The transcript has 3 exons.
CAUAAAUUAUUGUUUGUUGUCCCAUUUCUUAUUUGUAAAAGAGCAGCUUAGAAUUUGUAAACAUGAGUGUAAUCGACGAAACAUGGGACUUCAAAAUAGAUACGAAACAAUUAGAUAAAAAGUUAUUCUGUGAAUUCCAAUCUGAUGUGAGAAAUUUAUCUAAACAAAUUGAGAACCAGUUAGAUGGUUUCCAAACACAGAACCUAAAUUACUCUGGAAGUUCAUCGAAGAACAGUGACGACGAAUUAAGGAUGAUAAUUGAAAAAAACAAACAACUGGUACACGAUAUUAAAUCUAAAGUUGAAGAAUACGAGCAACAACAGGUGAAAUACAGCAAAUUUAAGUCAGAGCAAAAAUUACUUGCAAAAGAAAUCAAGGAUACCCAUGAAGCAUUUUUAAUGGCAAAAAAGUAUUACAAGAAGUUUUUAAAAAUUUACUUCACCAUUGAAUCAAGGAAUGAUGGGAAAGAUGGGAUAUUUCUACAGUUCUUCACUGAAGCAAAGAAAGAAUCCAAAGGAAAUUCAGUUUAUUUGUUGAGGGACUCAAAAACAAAACAUUAUGAAGUGUUGGAGAUAACACCAGGGCAAGAGAUUUGUAAAGAAGUUCAACAGAAACUUCAAGCUACGAAUGAUGUGCCCGGUGCUCUUUGCUACAUCAGACGACAUUUCAUGAAAAUAAAGAAAGGAAAAAAGGUAGACUCAUAGAAAUCACUACAUUAAUAUAUUUUUAUACACACUGAGUACCCAAAUGUUACUUUGUAAUCUUUUCUCACGCUAUUUUGACUCGUAUUAGACUAUUAGCAACAAAUAUUCACUCCUUCAGAAUAUUCAAAUAUUCAGUCCUUGGAUCCAAGAAGUAAAAGUAUUAUAUCUAUCUUUUGCCUAGAUGACAACAGGUAGAACUCGAAAAUAAUGCAAAUACGUUUAUAUAUUGAAAAAUAUUCGUUUAUUUAUUAGGUAUCAACAAACAUGAACUACAUGAAGAGAUAAAAUAAAUAUUGAUUCAUAUUUUUAACUCAAUUAGCUGCAGCUUGCUUUGUAACAUUGUAUAAUAUAUUAAAAUUCACCACUGAUUCCUUAGGGUGGUAUUCCACCAGUCCAAUGUUAUUGCGUAUCACUGUGUCAUUAAGCAAAAUGUGAGACAAAAUACACAUUGGAGAAAGAUAUUGAACAAAUGGAAUACCACCCUUAGAUAUAAGGAGAGGUUGGACACUAGAACCCCUCAAGAAAGACAGAUAUAACAUCUUUGUUUUGCAACAUGACAUGGACUAUUCUGUGUGUUCAGUUUCAGCUAUGGCACAGAUUGUAAUUCUUUACGGCUAUAUUUUGUAAAUAAAUGAAUACUUGCAUAUUAAUAUAUAUUUUACUUUUUUAACAUGAGAUUUUCCCAACUGAAGUAGUAUAAACAUUAGAAAACAUAUCAAGUCAAAGUAUAUAAAAUAUUAUUUAAUAUGGGUAACAAUAUUUGGCUCACAUUUUAAUUGCUAAUUUGUGUCAUCGUAUAUUAUUAUGUGCCUUGUUUAUCAUUCAAUAGAUAAUUUGUUAAAAUUAAGCCUUAGAUCUAUGUAAGCUAUGAAAGAACUCGAAAAUUUAUUUAAACUGAUAAAAAAAAUACUGAAAGUGAAACCAGUUAUACCGACAUUUACGUAAAUCAUGUUUAAAAGCAAUAUAAAUAAUUAUGUUUAAUGGAAUUAUAAUAAUAGUUGGCCCCGAUACAAUACUGGUAUAACAAAGUAUUUAUAAGAAAUUCACACU